ACAAGUGGUCGGAAGCAAAGCUGAAAUGGGAAUUGUAAUAAGAGGAUUCCCGCAUAAUGUGAUCUUAUGAGCAUGUGAGAAAUUGGAUUUCAUACUUGUCAAUGGAUAUGCAAAAAUGACCACUCUUGAUGUGUUACCAAGAAUGCUUCGGUGGAAAUACUUGGAAAAACUUAACUGGGACAAACUUAAUGAGGAAUUUGAGGAUGUCGAAACAAACACCAUUCUUUAUAUUAAAAUUGAAGAGAAAGAGAAGGGAGGCAGAUUACAUGACAUUUUUCCGGAACAAACAAGAAGUUGAAGAAAUUGAUGAACAAGAAGAGAAAAAUGCUGAGCAAAAAGGACAGGAAGAAAAAAAUCGUGAUGAACUUCAAAGACUAACACCACCAGCAGCGGCGACAAGACUGGAGAAGCUGGAAAUUGAUUUAAGUAAAUUACUAAAGUAAAACAUAUUGAUGACAACCAAGUAGCCAUGAAAGAAGAUAUGAGAGAAAUAAAGGCAAUGAUUGUGGAUUCUAUGGAGAUUAUGAGAACCAUUCAACAAGAUGUGCUUCUAUGUGUCAAAAACAGAAAAACAAACCAGCUUCUGAGGUGGACAGAGAAAAAGAAGUAUCUGUGGAGAGAACAUGAGGGACAAUUCGGUUAUCCUUCCCUCACGGACUCGUUUGAUAUCCGUCAAGAAACAAUGGACAGAACAUUUGAAGAACUUGAAAAGGUAAUAGCAAUGAGAAAAGUUGUUGCUCAAGGAAUCCAAAAGGGGGAAGACAUGAAUAUAAAGGACACUGAAGAAACGGAAAAUGAGGAAGAAGAAGAAGAAGAGAAGGAACAAAAAGAAAACAAAAAAGAAGAGGGAAAGGGAAAAGAACAAGUCGUAGCAAGUAAGACAACAAGACUUCACAAACAAUCAAAAAAUCUAAGAAGCCCGUACACUGAAAAAUUUGGGUAUGUCGAUGAAGAAAACGCAAUGAAGAAAUACACAAGAAAAAGUGCAAAGGAACAGAGGAAAAAAAUAGAGGAAGAGCUUGGCAUUCCUUCAUUCAUCAUCUUGACCCAAAGUUCUAACGACCCAGAUGAUAGAAUCUAG
Molecule: messenger RNA, 1081 nt
Organism: Morus notabilis
Lineage: Eukaryota; Viridiplantae; Streptophyta; Magnoliopsida; Rosales; Moraceae
Exons: 5
Coding region: 470-1081 (203 amino acids)
Source: RefSeq, a predicted model, not a curated record